AUGGCGGCGUUCGCGCGGCGCAAGGCGCAGCGGCUCGCGCGGCCGGACCCCAGCCGGAAGCGCGCGCUGGACGCGCGAGCCGCGGAGCUCGCGCGGCUGCUGAACGCGCGCGAGAGCUUCUGCACCACGAGCUCGUGCGACGGGAGGGUGAUGGUGACGGACACAGACGGCAUGGGCAUCCAGAAGAAGAACUGCACGUGGCUCCUGGUAACACAUGACCCGUGUGUCAAAGGCGAUGUGAUGACAGCACUGAAGAAAGCCACUGGGGAUGCUGUGUUCAAGUUUGAACCAUUUGUUCUUCACGUGCUGUGUCGAGAGCUGCAGGAUGCGCAGCUGCUGCAUUCAGUGGCUAUUGACUCUGGGUUCAGGAACUCUGGUAUUACAGUUGGCAGAGGAGGAAAAAUCACAGUGGCUGUGCGGAGCACUCACUGCUUAGAAGUUCCAUUGAGCCACAAAGGGAGAUUGAUGGUCUCUGAAGAAUAUAUUGAAUUUCUGGUACAUGUAGCCAAUCAGAAAAUGGAAGAAAACAUAAGGAGGAUUGACAGAUUCCACAAAGGCCUGGAGCUGGCUCUGGAGGCUGCUGUGCCCGCAGACACCUUGUUUCCCGAGGGGCCAGACAAGAGCCACUCUGUGUACGUGCAUAGAAGAAAGAGACGGACUGCUCGGGAACAGGCUGAUCCCAGCAGAGAGCUGGAACCCCAGGAUGAUACUGAAAGCAGUCUUGGUCUGUUGGCUGAAAUCAUGAUAUAGACUAAGACAUUUGAAAGCAAAUGGCAAACUGAAAAAGUUAUUGUAAUGCUCUUUUUAAGAGAUUUAUGUUCUCCUGUGCUCCAAGUAGUAAUAUUCUCAUGGACAUAGACCAGAAAAAAAGGUAACUAACAGAAUAGUGAGCAGGACACAGAGAACAAAGCCAUAGAAUGUUUUGGGAGUUUUUAAAGUGUACUGUUAAAUUAACAAAGUGGUACUCCAUCAGUUAUCUUAGAAAUAACUGGUUUGCUGCAGCUUUUCACUGUGUUCUGUGUGGCAGCAUUUCACUUACAACUUCUGUGUUUUGCAGAGCCAGCUGGCUCUGCAGGUGUCUCCUUCAGGAAGGGGAAGACAGGCAUUGAAGACUGAAGACCAUCCAGUACAUGCGGUGGAAAUUGCUCAGAAACCUUCCAAAGUAGCGCUGUGUGCACCAGUGUCAGGCCUCAUGUGCGUUUGGGCGGACUGGCUAAAGUAUGACUCAACCCAGGGGCGUGAUUUCUAACAGUGCAGAGCUGCUGGCCAGGAGCUGUGAGAACAAAACUGGAGUCCCACAGCCCGUGGGGCAGCAGGCAGGUGGGGGAGCAGCCCACAGCAGGACAAGGCACAGCAGCUCCUCAGGUGUGGGGACAUGGCUUCUGCCGCAGGUGGUACUGCAGCAUUGUUGGCAUGCGGGCUUGUGUCAGACCUUCCUCUCCGCUCUGAGGGUCAACUGCCUGUCGGGACUGAACUGAAACUCCAGGGCUUCCAUCAACAAAAAGCAGCAUCUUCCUCCAUGCAGAGGAUCCUCCCAAGCUGCUGCCUUAGCAAAGCCCUGGGGAACCCCUGUUGCCAUCCCCACUGCUGGGAGUCCCACUAUUCCUGCAGAUCCCUCUUCACCACCUGGGGAGCACGUCUUGCACACAGAGGAGGUAGUUGUUGCUUGUGGAUUUCAGGGAGUUUGUUCAGAAUAGUCUGAACCCUCCUCUGCAUGUGACAUUUCUUAAAAUGUCUAGCACUGGUCUGUUGGACAUGGCUCAAGGGACUGAUGGCACCAGCACCAACCACAAGCAGUGCCCACAGACCCUGUAACAGCCCAAACCCUCACCCUGUGUAACAGCACUACAGUAUUUACAUUCUGAGAAAUAGGUUGUCAGAAACUGAUCCCACAUUCCUCUGAAAAAUGAUAAAAACUUCAGGAAGACUUUUUGGCGUCUUAACACAAAAAUGUUAUCCUAACCCCAUCCAAGGCUGCAGAGGGUGAUGCUGAGGAGGUGUCUGGGACCAGCAACGCCUUCCUCCGUGCACCACUGCCCUUACACCUUGCCCCAUGCUCACCCAAGUUGCACCAGCUCAUUUUGAGGUUAAUUUUAUCAAGCUGUGUUUUAUUUCCAGCUGCUGUAUGGGAUUCUGUUGGGCUGUCAGUGUGGGAAUUGAGGCAGCAAUUGGGAAGAGCAUCCAGAGGCAGCUGGAGGCAGCACCCUUGAAAAGGGGAUUCUGGGGCUUAUGGCUGCAGGGAAAUUCACCAAUAAGCAACAAGACUCCUAAAACUGUCAAAUUUUUAUCAUUUGUAGGUGUGCUUAGCCACUUAAUUAAUCUAAAAGGUAUUUUUAUACUUGCUCUCACUGUGUUAAAUUUUUUUUUAAAUUACAGUUUCACUACCUGUGUACUCAGUUUUCCAGGGGACACAGAUGGGUUCAUUCACUCCAGGAACCGAUUGUCAUUUCUCACCCCGUAGCAUUUCACAUCCACACCAGGAAACUACUCAAACCAGCGCCACAGCAUUCCCUGUGGCUGUGCCACAGGUUCCCAGCCAGUUGUGCUCCCCAGCGCAUCAUGCACUUGGGCACAAAGUCCCUUGACCCAUUCGCUGGGAUAAUUCUGUACAUGCAAAUCACAAGUGUUCGCUUGAAACAGCUUCCUCUGAAAUUCAGAUACUUAAAAUGGUUUACAAGAGCAUGGCAGUAACAGCUGCAGAGUGCAGUGAAAUCCGUGUUCUCACAUGGGGUUAAACAUCUCCAGACCAGGGUGGCUUUGCACCUCUCACCUUCCACUCCUGCCAGGGCUUCACUUGGAUUUAACCAGGUCUCAAUUUAAUUUAAUCAGUCUCAAGUUUUUGAAUUUAUCAUAUUAUAUGUAUAAUGCACUGGAGGCUUAGCAGCUCUUCAGUACUUUUGGUUACUGAAAAUACACAAUUAUUUUGUAAUAUCUUGUGAAUUUUAUUUUACAUAGUGGGAUAUUAUGGGAGAUAUUUCACUUCUGAUCUAACCAUAUUUGAAAGUACCCCAGGGGAACAUGCUGGGUGGUUUUUUUUGAAAAGGUAUGUCUUUAAAAAAAUUGUGCCUUUAGAAAUUAUAUACAUACCUAAA
This is a messenger RNA of Melospiza melodia melodia, 3092 nucleotides long. It is a transcript of the gene TYW3, whose product is annotated as tRNA-yW synthesizing protein 3 homolog. The coding region runs from base 1 to 750 and encodes 249 amino acids. The record is from RefSeq and is a predicted model, not a curated record. NCBI's taxonomy places the organism in Eukaryota, Metazoa, Chordata, Aves, Passeriformes, Passerellidae. The transcript is spliced from 6 exons.